This is a messenger RNA of Myxocyprinus asiaticus (Chinese sucker), 7350 nucleotides long. Its product is annotated as serine/threonine-protein kinase LMTK1-like. The transcript has 14 exons. Gene Ontology annotation, biological process: peptidyl-tyrosine autophosphorylation; brain development. Gene Ontology annotation, molecular function: ATP binding; protein tyrosine kinase activity. Lineage: Eukaryota; Metazoa; Chordata; Actinopteri; Cypriniformes; Catostomidae. Bases 525 to 5315 code for a protein of 1596 amino acids. The record is from RefSeq and is a predicted model, not a curated record.
CCUGUCGUUGCCGCUGCCGCACUAUCUAUCCCUCUCCCCCAUCCCCUUCAUCAUAAACGCCGUAACAAACUGACUGUAGGGCGGUGAUGAUGAAUCGCGGGUGUUAAAUCCUCCUAUACUGCGUGUCCGAAGGGCACAGCUGCAGGCAGAGCAAAACAUUUGCAGGAAUGAUUCUGAAUCUGGACACCUGCCAAACACCAAAAUCUUGGUGCAUAGCCUACACAUGGAGUAAAAGCGACAUUGAUAGGUGGUCUACCCCGAGAGCCAUCCAGCAAACAGCCUGAUGGACGAGGACACACCGCGCUGUUUUGACACCGAAACGCUCUAAAUGCAGAACAGAGACGAGCGGAAAUGUUUCUGAAUACGACGCAUUUGAUGUGAGGCGGAACGACGCGACGCCCGCUCAGUGUUUCAUGAUGAAUUUGACCACCCUCAUGUCUGAUAUUCUUUUCGACUCGAUUUUUCUUUUUUUUAUUAUUUAUAUUCGCGUUGCCCUGCAGUAAAUCUGAAGCCCUAAGAGGAGGAUGAAAGCGUCGGUAUUUGUCGUGGUCAUGUCCUCCGUUUUUUAUCAUCCCAGUUUUGCCUUCAGUUCGCAUUUCGACCCAGGUGGCUCCCCACUGAGUGAACUGUCAUGGCCGUCCUCUCUGGCAGUAGUGGCUGUCUCCUUCUCUGGUCUUUUUACAUUCGUCUUCCUCAUGCUGGCCUGCCUGUGCUGCAAGAAGGGGGACAUCAGCUUCAAGGAGUUUGAAAAUACAGAGGGGGAAGAGUGCCAAGCUGACCUUUCCACUUUAGCCUCUCCCAGCUCUCAGAACGACCCUGAGGUUUACAUCCUGCCCCUCACAGAGGUCUCACACCCUCUGUCCAAGCAGCCACGCAAAUCAUUUCAGCUGCUGAAGUCUGUCGAUCUUGGAUGCCACAGCCUACUCUACAUAAAAGAAAUCGGACAAGGCUGGUUUGGCAAAGUUUUACUAGGGGAGGUGAAUGCUGGACUCAGUACCACACAGGUUGUGGUUAAGGAGCUAAAGUCUAGUGCCAGUGUACAGGAGCAGAUGCAGUUCCUUGAAGAGGUCCAACCUUACCGGGUUCUCCAGCAUCCUGCCCUGUUGCAGUGUUUGGCCCAGUGUUCAGAAGUCAUGCCCUAUCUGCUGGUUAUGGAACACUGCCCCUUGGGAGAUGUUAAGGGAUACCUGCGCAGCUGUCGGGCGGCAGACACAGUGACCCCUGAUCCUUUGAUUCUUCAGCGAAUGGCAUGUGAGAUUGCAUCUGGCCUUCUGUACCUGCACAAACACAAUUACAUUCACAGUGACCUGGCUCUCAGGAAUUGUUUGUUGACCUCAGAGAUGGCAGUGAAAGUUGGAGACUAUGGUCUUAGCCACAGCAAGUACAAGGAUGACUAUUAUGUGACAGCAGAUCAAAUAUGGGUUCCACUUCGCUGGAUUGCACCAGAACUUAUUGACGAAGUCCAUGGCAAUCUCUUAGUAGUGGACCAAACCAAGGCCAGCAAUGUCUGGUCACUGGGUGUAACGAUAUGGGAGCUGUUUGAACUGGGUAACCAGCCUUACAGGCACUAUUCUGAUAGGCAGGUUUUAACAUACGCUGUGAAGGAACAGCAGGUCAAACUGCCAAAGCCCCUGCUGAAAGUGCCUCUGUCUGAGCGCUGGUUUGAGGUAAUGCAGUUCUGUUGGCUACAGCCUGAGCAGAGGCCUGUGGUGGAGGAGGUUUAUCUACUGCUGAGCUACCUGUGUGCUAAAGGUGCCACUGAGGCUGAUGAAGAAUUUGAGAAACGCUGGAACUCUCUCAGGCCGAGUCUGGGCUUCAGCAGCUCUCACAGAACCCGUGCACCUGAGGCAGCCUCUUCCAAUUCCUCCUCAUUUCCUCUACUUGAACACUUCUCGAUGGCAGACAGCUUCCAGUCUGAGAGUGGGGAUGACAUAUUGACUGUAACUGAGACCAGCCAGGGGCUCAACUUUGAGUAUAAAUGGGAGCAGGCCCGAGCUGAGCAGCCCUACUGCUCCUCUUCAGCUAAUGGACCACUGGGAAAAAUUAAUUCACAUUACCAAGAUGUCUAUUACCCUCUUAGCAAUUCCACAGGUAGCUGCAAGGGUGGGAGCCUCCCUCUUGGGGUCUCUCCAUCCUACUAUGAGUCAGACCAUCCUGGGGUGGUUCCAGUGUUGAGUGCACACAGCCCCUCAGUAAGUAGUGAGUAUUACAUCCGCAUUGAGGAGCCAGCUGAGUGUAAUAUCAACUUAGAGGACAGCACUCUCAAUUACAGUCCAAGAGUUGAUGCCAGCAACAGCUUGUCCAUUAUGAGCAGGAGGAGCCCAAUUGGGGCUCAGCCAAAUACCUACUGGUCAGCUGCUAAAGAGCCCAUCAGUAAUGAUUAUGAUUCAGAUAGUAGCCCAACCAUAGAGCCACUCCAAAGAAGAGUGCCAAACUCUGAAGAGACAGACCAGUCUGAGUAUUUCUCUUCCAAUGACAGGCAAAAUUUCCAGGGUGAACAGUCACCACAAGAUGUUCGUUUGACUGGAGGUCAUGGUUCAGACUCUCAUCAGCAGAGAAGAGAGUCGGAAGGCCUCUGCCAUCAAUUGGAGGUGGUACAGGAUGGCCAACUUGGCGUUUCUGUCUCUUUUAGCAGUCCCAGCUUGGCACGCUGUGACCCCUACAUUGAGUCUAACCAGAGAGCUGCAGAAAAGAGUAUAGCCAACGAGGCCUACUAUGACAUGAUGGGCCCCCUACAAAAGAAUGUACCCAGACCCCACUACAUGAGUAUUGAUAUUGAUGCUGGGGAUGGCCUUCUUCUGGGCAGUGUGAGUGCCAAUCCAGAAGACGAGGAUGAUCUUUUCUCUCAGAAUGGGUUAACUAACUGGAACUCAAACCACUCGGCAAACAACAACAGUUUAAGUGAUCGUAUGAAAGCUGUUGGUUUUCAAGAUGCAUACUUUGAUUUACGUCACCCCACACCCUCCACUUAUGUCGAGAAACUGAAAUCAAGUGUACUGGAAACAAGCAACAGUUGUACCUAUAAUUACAGUGAUUCUCUCAAAGUUCACUCAUACAUGGAAGCCACACAUAGUACACCCAUCAUUAGCAAUUCUCACUCAGACUCUGAGGGUGGAGAUUACCUACAUCUGUGCCCUGAAAUUAGUCAGGAUGUUGAAUCAACUUCCAAAUGUCAUCCUGUCACAGAAAGUCAGCAUAUUCAUACACAGCAGAAGAACAUUGGUCAUAAACAUAUCAAAGACAACACAUCAGGCCUCCUUGUAAGUGGUCACAGUGGAAUUAAUCCAUCGACUCUUCCAAUGGAGAUUGUAGUGACUAAAGAAAACAUGUUAUUUGAAACAAGGAUAUCACCUGCACAAAAACUGAAACUUGGAUCAGUUGGUUCCACUGGAGUGCGUGUAAAGAUGGUAUCAUGCCCUAAGAAUCUCUCUGAGACUGUCUCAGAGUGUAGCAAUUUAACAGAUGGCACAAUGGGGCCCCUCAACUCCAGUAUCAGCUUGGUGGAAAUGAACGACUGCAGUGAUGAUGUCACUGACAUCACCUCUGGGGUCUUUGCAGAUUAUCCCUUGGACUAUGCAGAGGUGGGCAAUAUUGAUGUGACUCAUAGACCAUUUCAGAGGGAAACUGGGUCUAGACACCACGAGGACACAAUUAACCUUGCCUCUAGCAGCAGUCCAUGUGAGGCCUUCAGCCCCGACAGUUACCACACAACCAUUCAGCCUAAAUCCCUAGAUAGUGGAUAUGACACUGAGAACAAUGAAUCCCCAGAAUUUAUCAUAAAAGACCUUGAAGGCAAUCCAGGCCUUAGCACCAGUGUGGAAUCAGAAGAGUGUGACAUUGUCCUCCAGAUGGAUUUAGAUGAAGAUGUUAAUGUUAUGCUCUUAGAUUCAUCCAGUAGCAAUCAUAUACAGCUGAUCGGCCUUUGUGAGAGAAACCAGUACAGAGACUCUGCUUAUUUUUCUGACUAUGACACAGAAAACGACAAGAGCCCUAGUAAAGGGGGUCGAAACUUUGUUUGCCAAGACGAGGAUGAUGUUUUUGAGCUCAAAGCCGAAAAAGAGGGCUCAGGAAAGACAGUUGGGAGAAAUAGACGUAGUGCAGAAAGAGAGGAUGGAUUUGACAUUUCUGCAUCAAAGGACAACAGUGUUGUGCUUCAUGCUAAACAAUUGUGUCUUAAAAGAGCAAAUCAAGAUGUACCAGCGAUUUCCAUGCUUUCCCCCUUUCCUCCAGAAAUGGGAGGAUGCUUGACCAAGGAGUCCACCCCAGAUGAUGGUAUUGGGCUCGAAUCUGAUCACUCUGGAGAUGACCCUAACUCUGAAUGCUACUCCUCCACCGUGUACGAAGGGUCCACUUCAACGCAAGAGGCCACAGGAAUGGAGCACCAGGCUAAUGGAGAUUAUUUGUCGGCAGAAUCACUAGGCUCGGACUCCACCAUUGUGGAGUUCAGUGGGGAGAUAAUCCAAGCAGAGGAGCAGGAGGCCUGUAAUAACAAAGGAGACAAUCCAGAGCUUCCAAAUGAAGGGAAUAACAAGGAAAGGGAAGAUAUAGUCAAUGCAGUGGAAGAUAACGGCAUAGGCCAGGCACUUUCAAGACUAAAGCGAGAUGAGUCCCUGGAAAACAUUCUUCCUGCUUUGCCAGAAGAUAUAGAUGUUCCAGCUCCAUUGGGAAAUGGGGAGGAGGCAGAUGAGGAGGAUUCGGGGGAUAGUGAUGAGUCUGACGAAGAACUUCGUUGCUACAACAUACAGGAGCAGAGUGAUGAGAGUGAUGAAGAGUUCCCCAUGGUGCCUGUCAUUGUGAGUGACCGUAGCAGUGCACGUCAUCUGCGCAGCCUCCUCAAAAUACCCUCUAUACUUACACAGUCCUUCUGCGAUGAGCUGGAGAGCAAGAAAAAAGCUGUGUCAUUCUUUGAUGACGUCACUGUUUUUCUGUUUGACCAGGAGAGCCCCACUGGUGAUCUUGGAGACUACAAUUUUCCUGUGGAAGCAGAAUCCAAUUGUCAAAUUUCAGAGAUAGAGUCACCACAAUCCCAGGAUAGGGUCAAUGCCACUGAGGAUUCAUCAGGCAGGAAUGUCCCUCAAAGAACAGGUGGGGCAUUUGGGUGGCAAGAUGAUUUUUCAUUGAUGACAAGCCCCUCAACAUCAGAACCUGGAUCUGAAGAAAUCACAACACCCCCCAACUCUCCAGUCAAAUCUCCAGAUGAAAAACCAGCACAGCCACUCUCCCGAUUUAAUGUCUCUCGUUUCUCCAUCACGCAUGUGUCUGACUCCCACAUGAACUCCAUGGGAGGUAACAGUGAAAAUGGAGACCAGGAGUGAAGGGGUCAUUUUAACCUAUUAAAUGAUGUGUUUAAAACCUCUUUGGUUUGAUUUGGCCUGAUCAGGCUAUGGGUUCUCCUGUAUUGCUUUUUUAUUUUUAUUUUUUUAACGUGCUGGACGAAAGGGUCCUGUGAACCUGAUAUGCUGUUUGGACAGAGUGCCUCAUAUUGUAGUGGAUUGACAGUAGCCUUCUUUGUGUUCCUAGACAUAUGGUGGUUAAGUGACAGUCUUUUGAGGACAACCGUUAUAAGAACAGAACAUAAAUCUAUGUAUCAGAACAUAUUUAUUAUCUAUGUAUUACAAUCAUGAUGUAUGUAAAUGAUAACUUGUUUGCACAAUUCAAUAUCAUUACCAUGUUUAAACCAUACUUUUUACACACACACACACACACACAUACACACACACACACACUCACUGUAGGAAACAAAAUAGGUGCAAGGCUGCUCUCCUCAUUUGCUUGUCAUAUGUCCCAUGUUGUCAAUCUGUGGUUAGAGCCCCAAAGAUCUUAGUGCUUUAAAUGUUUCAGGUCGAGGGCCAAUGAGCCCCUAACCACACACCCCCCCUCCCCCCGCCCCCACACACAUGGAAAAAACAUUGAUGGUGCAGAAUCACAUCCUAUACUGUAAACCCUAAUGUUGACAUUACUGGAAAAAUCAUGUUGUCUUAAUUUAAAACAUUACUUGAAAUGUCAAGUUUUGGGCUCAUAAGUCACAUAUCUAUGUUCCUUGAACUUAUUUUUCUUAAAAAUCCAUAGAUUUUAAGAGUCAAUAACUCAAACUGUUGAGUCUUGGUCAAUGGGAACAUAUUAGAGCAUUUAAAUAGUAUUAUGUUGUUUUGUUGCAAAUAGUGAUGUCACCAUUACGGGGAUCUGUGUCCCCUUUGGUCAAUUUGGACCCUGUUAACACUAUCUCAGUUCUCCUUGUACAUGUGCAACUGAGUUACAGGUGUCUAUACAUAACUGUGGAGAAAUAAGUUUAUUUUAUGAUUGACCUAAAAUCAGUUAUAAUAUUCUUUAUUUAAGCUUAUUGUAUGAUCUAAAUUUGAGUCCAUUCAAUUGAUAUUAUUAAGCAGAAACAACAUUUACAUAGAAAAUCUGUGUUACGUCUACAUGCAUCUAGUUUCCUUGACUUAAAUAGUUAAGUUCAUUCUAUAUGAUCACCAAGUUAAAUGAACAAGUUUUGGAAACGCCAUCACAAUUUAAUUGAGGGAACAAAUUUACUCAAUCAGUUGAGUAGUCAGCUUAUUAGGGUUUUAAGUAUAUACAAAAUUGCAAGCUGCUCAAAUAAUUAUUGAAAUAUUUUCUAUUUUUGAUUACUUUUAGCUCAAAUAUUUUAGCUCUGGGGUGUUAAGGGUGUUACAACAGUAGAUAUUGAAGAUAUAAACAAUCAAGCUUCAAAGUAUUUACACAUUCUGCUGUUUUUUUAAUGACAAACAACUUUAUUUACUAUGAACAAGUAAAAGCAAUUUGUUUGUUUGAACUGAGAAAUGUUCUAUAAAUCUCUUUCUUUAUAAUUUACUACUCCACACAAAUCAAGAGCAUAUUUAUAUCUUAAUAAAUGUGCAGUUAGUUCCUCUCUGGCUAGAUAUUCAUUUCUCUUAUAACAUAGAUAACUCCUCUCUACAUACAUAAAACCUUUUACAAACUACAUUUAUACACUAGAGGACUUGUUAUCUCUGAGAAGUAAUGAAAGUACUGCAGAAGAAUAGGCACUAAAAAAGUAAAUGGCAACAGAUGGUACUUGUGAGACAUUUAAUGGUGCUUAUCAAGAUAAAAUGUUUAGGAAGGAGUGAUGCCUAGCAAACAGUCUCGGGCAUGAAUAAUAUUUGCUUUGAAUACGAGAGCUACAAGGAAUGAGCGAAUAAACAGGGCUACUGAAGUUCUGCACUUUAAAGUAAACAUUAAUCAAAAUUGAGCUUAUUUACUUAAUGCACUUUCCUUGUCUUACUGUGCACAAUUUGUUUGUCUUCAUAAUCUUUAUUCAAAAUGUAAUUUCAAUCCAAACAAUUCUGAUGAAUAAAGUCAAGUUCCGUCUUA